AUGAAUAAGUCAUCUUGCAAGUAGAAAUUUUAUUACAGGACUAAAGGUUGGGUAAAAUAAAAGUAAGAAAUAAUAAAUGUUCUCAAGAAAAUUUUAGAUCAUGAUUUUAAUAAACCGAAUUAUUCAGAUGAAUAUGAAGAAAGUAUAUAAAGUCUGAUCACAAAAAUAUCUUAUGAUAAAAGGAUAAUAGGAUUUUUUAUUUUAGUUCAUCUGUCUUAGAUUAGAGAUACAUAUAGUGUGGAUCAAUUCUCUUCAUCUAUUAGUUGCAAUGAAAGUUAAUUUGAAAGCACAAUCAUUGAAAAUAUUAAAAUUAAAAACACUUCAUUAAUAGGGGUUAAUUUUGUCAGAUGUGAUGUAAGUGGAUCUGAAUUUACAAUGUCAAUAUUAGUGGAAUAAAUUCGAGUGAAGCCAAAUUAUUUAAUUGUAAAUGGAGGAAUUUAGGUAUAAACGAAAGAAUUAAGUUUAAUGGCUAUUCUAAUAAAUUCAAUUAAGUAUGUUUUUCUCCAGACAGUAAUUCGUUAGCUUCUUACAAUCACAAUAAACCCAUUCUUUUGUGGAAUGUGAAUACAGGAAAAUUUCAUCUUUAUUUUUAGGACGGAGCUAUAUAAAAUAAGUGUGCUUCUCUGCUUAUAGUAUUACAUUAGCUUCUUGCAGCCGCGAAGUUGUGGAUUUUAUGGAACCUUCAAACAGGAAAACAAAUGUAAAAUCAAUAGGACAUUUUUUAUGAUGCAUUAUACUUUGAUUAUCUCCUGACGGCAUCAAAUUAGCAUCAAGAAGUGAAGAUAAUUGUAUCAGUUUAUGGAAUGCUAAUACAGAAAAUAAAAUGCCAACUUAAAUGA
Paramecium octaurelia is the source of this 839-nucleotide messenger RNA. Lineage: Eukaryota; Ciliophora; Oligohymenophorea; Peniculida; Parameciidae. The record is from the annotation of a GenBank genome assembly.